This is a messenger RNA of Botrytis fragariae, 4491 nucleotides long. RefSeq names its product putative anaphase-promoting complex subunit protein. Gene Ontology annotation, cellular component: anaphase-promoting complex. The transcript is spliced from 7 exons. Gene Ontology annotation, molecular function: myosin binding; ubiquitin protein ligase binding. The coding region runs from base 1 to 4491 and encodes 1496 amino acids. Gene Ontology annotation, biological process: ubiquitin-dependent protein catabolic process. NCBI's taxonomy places the organism in Eukaryota, Fungi, Ascomycota, Leotiomycetes, Helotiales, Sclerotiniaceae. The record is from RefSeq and is a predicted model, not a curated record.
AUGGAGACUAUAAUACACGAAGACUCUCCGCUCGCCGCCUAUCUCGAAGGAGAAGGUGGAGAGGAUACACGAUGGGCAUCAAGCCAUGAUGGGGAUGCCGAUUCUGAUUUGUCGAGUCCAUCAUUUGCUCCACGAGGGAAGCCAACCGUAUCUCUUAAAUUUCGACAUAAACUUCCUCCGCCUCUGCAGCUUACCCCUCCGCGCAACACCACUGUCGCAGCGAUACAUAAUACCUGUUCCGAAGCUGUCAAUUCACGACUUGGUCGAGCCGAUAAUGCAAAGUUCCUCGAACGAUUCCGUUAUGUCAUAGUAGCUUCACAGCUUCUCAAUACACAUUCCUUUCUUGCGCAGACAGGCCAUGGCCAAUCUCGAGAUGUUACAGGGCCUACACUUGAUGCCCCGCAAAUUGGAACCUUCACACUCUCGGGCGCCGCAGCCACAGCAACACUUGCUUUUUCUUUUACAUGGUUAAUACACUGGACACGCGGGAAUGGAACUUUUAUACGUGGGAAGAUCCGUGUAGUAAUACUAUCUAUUACCAUAGCGGUUUCUGCUAUGGUAUUAUAUACAUAUGUGCGGAAGCAGUGGCUCCAAUACCUUCGACAGCAAUCUAUCAUAGAAGCAUCGCAAUUUGUUCACAAAGCACAGCAGUUUGAUGCUGUUGCGGCAGGAGCCCUAACACUCGUUCAAGAAGUUGAACUGGUAUCUCGUGGAUAUAGACUAAGCACACCCUUGCCCCCCGUCAGUCGUCUCGAAGAUCGAAGUCAGACACGAAGAUGUCUACGACUCAGAAAGAUCCUCCGAAUUUCCUUUGCCAACAUUAUCCCUCGGUAUAUUCAAGCAUGCAACUUAUUGAAGCCCUUUGCGGAAGAGAUGGAUCUGGAUAAAUACUAUGAUGUAUACGAUAUAAGUGAUUUGGAUUAUACAGAGGCUAUGCUAGGCUACACAGAAGGCGAAUUCGAGGAUGAAGAUUCUGUCAGGGUAUUGAAGAUAUUCGCUGCUAGAUUCCACACUAUUCGAAAGAUUUUUCUUUGUUGCCUUCUUGCAUUCGAUGCGCAUGGCGGUAAACCGGAUUUUCACAGAUGGGGCCUUGCUGUUGACGAAUUACACACACUUUGCUCCGCCACUUCUGAGGCCGAGGAUAAAAUUCGUCGUAUUUUGGGUGAAGAAGAGAAUUUCCCAGUUCCAACUACUCCAAAGCUACCCCUUACUCCGGGCCGAGAACGUGCGCGGGCACAAUUACGCAAACUAAACACGCUGUCAUCUGGGAUCCGUGGACUACAAGCGAAAUUGCAUGUUUUGCGCGAGGAGUCUGAUAAAUCAUUGAACGACACAGAAGAUGUAUCGGAACUCGGUUCAAAUCUGAUGAUGCAAUACGAUUCAAUAGGCAUCGACUUGAAAGCAUUGAUGCAAGAGUGGGAAGAUGGGAAAGCUGCCUUGGCAGUGAACAUUGACAGGAACGAGAAACGUCUAUCUUCUAUGUGUGGAAUGACAUCGCCAGCAUCAUCUCUAGGAGGCCUAACAGCCGUUGAAGAGGGAACAGCCGCUGAUGCUUUGAGAGCUCUAAAUGGUGAGGGGAGAUCUCGGUCUAGCCUUGAAUUGAGUGGUUCCGAAGCAGAAGAGGUGUUUGAAGCAAUCGCGUUACCACACCAACGCAGCAAAUUGACAAGGGAAGAACGUAUUGUGAAGAUGAAGGAGGAUCGUGUGAAGAGAGAGUCUAUGAGAGACCGAGCGGAUGCCAAUACUAAAAUGCUCCGAGAACUCGAAUUCCCAAUCGUGAUGGCCACUUUUGCCACGAAAAGAAAACGCGUUUUGGAUUCAGUAUUCAAAAAGCCCGAGAUUUCAGAACCUACCCCAGUCGCAACGCCGACCGGUAGCUUUACAACACCAAGCCAACCAUUUGGAGAAUCACAAGGCUUCAAUAAUGGGCCGAAAACACCUGCUUCAAAUACGAGGAGCUCGCAACAGCUCAGAGGGCAUAACCGGGAUUCAUCUGUAGCCCAAGUUCGGGAUCAAAUCCAAUGGGAUAGAUCUUGGCAUACUGUUACUUAUCGUCUUCAACUUCCGGAUGUACCAUUGGACACGGGUUCUAUUGAGACUCUGAGACCUCUGUCGAUACUAUCUGAUCCAUCCUUUGACGACGCCUUAAAGGACGUUCUGGAUCCCGUUAACCGCCUUCCAUUUGCAUUGCAUACGGAUGAUCUCCUUGUUUGGCAUACCCAACAAGUCCGUAGACAUCUUCUCCAUCAAAUUCUGCCGGUAUUGCGACUCUGCAAUGAUGAAGAGGGUCCCCAACCUUCGGUUUUUGGCAGUGUAAAGAUAUUAGAAUUUGCUCAUCGUAUGUAUUUGCAUGGCUUGUCAGUCAUCCUCAAACAAGUUGAGCUUUUUACUCCGGGACUCUCGCGUGUGGUUUUGGAGAAAUUCCGACGGGAUCUACAUGCUAUCAUAACAAAUUCUCUCACAGAUCAAUUUAUUACAUCAUUAAGGACUGUUCUCGAAAAUCAUGUUUCUUCUAUCCUUGGAUUGCAGGGCGUAAGGGGAUCUGGUAUUGCACCUAUUGAUGCGAGGACAGAUAAAGUUUGUAACGAAAUGCUCAACCUUGUGGAGUCUCUACACAAAGUUGGUCUGGCCGGAGAAAAGUUUGAGGUGAUUUUUGCCGAAAUCAUGAACCAAUCUAUGACUGAAUAUGUCAAUCGAGGUUGCAAGGGACUGUGGUCUGCAAAUGAAAUAAAUGUGACCCCCCAAGAUGGCGAAAGAAGAAAUUCCGUACUUCCACGAACGGCACAUCACGUAUCCCCGUCCAAUUGUGUUACAGAUCUGUGCGGAUGGAUUGGAGAUCGGUAUUCUAAACUCGCUGUCCUGGUCUUUAAAGUCAUCGACAAUGUUGAAGUAGCUUGGAGCGAUAUGGAAAGGUGGAAGGAAAUGAGCAUUGGCCGUCUCGCAGCACUGAGGACGGACGAGUUAUUUGAUAUUGUUGUGAAUUGGCCAAAUAGUAAUGGAGCAUUGCACGACCUUCGAACAACAAUUACCACACCUCAGAGACGAUUACGCUUAACAGAAGCUUUUGCAGCCACUUUGAAAGAAAGGCUACUUCAUCCAGGGGCUUCCACAUUAUUGAUUCUACAGACCUACAUCUCAAUGAUUUGGUCAUUUCAUUCGCUUGAUCACUCGAAAGUGCUCUUAGAUCGUGUAGCAUAUCCGUUACAGGUAUAUCUAUGCUCACGAGAAGAUACGGUCCGAAUAAUAAUCGCAGGGUUGCUUUCGGACACUGAAGACGCGCAAGGAAAUCCUGUCGAAUCAAGUGGAGAUAGACUCAUUGAGCUAGCUCAUUUACUUAAUAAUGAUUCAGAGCAGUCUGGACAGAAAAUUGACGAUGAAGAAUUAGAUUGGCAUGACAUGGAGUGGGUACCUGAUCCUGUAGAUGCAGGACCAGGAUACAAGAGGUCCAAAAAUGCUGAUAUCAUUGGAACAUUAAUUGGGGUUUUCGGCUCACAAGAUGUUUUUAUCAGAGAGUUUCAAAACAUCAUCAGCGAAACCCUUUUGAAGAACGACGGAGCUUUCGAAAAAGAGAUCAAAGUUCUCGAACUUCUAAAAUCUCGCUUCGGGGAAGCGCCGCUCCAAAGCUGUGAAGUAAUGCUAAAAGACAUUCUCGAUUCCGUUCGCCUUGACCAAGCCAUCCACAAAGCCCAAAAUCUUAGCAUCGCAGAAAAGAAAGCUAUGCCUCUCCCAUCGACUCAUCCAACUCUCCAUACCAAAAUUCUCUCUCGUCUCUUCUGGCCUCCCCUCCAAGAAUCCACCUUUACUCUCCCUCCUCAAAUCACCAACCUCCAAUCGGACUACUCCACCGCCUUCUCCUCUCUCAAACCUUCCAGAAAACUCACCUGGCUUCCCGCACUCGGCCACACAACCGUCGAGCUCGAACUAGCCGACCGCACCGUGGUCGCAGAAUGCACAACCUGGCAAGCCACCGUAAUCUCCUGUUUCCACAGCAAAACCACGCAUCUCAAUCCCGACGAGGAAGAAGUCCCCGCGCAAAAAAGCAUCGAAGAACUCACUUCCGAACUCGACAUGGACCCCGCGCUCAUCGCCUCCGCCCUCAAAUUCUGGGUCGCAAAACUCGUGCUUCAGGAAUCCCCGCCGAAAUCGCAAGUCUACUCUGUUCUCGAAACGCUUAAUGCGUCGGAUCGUGCGCGUUCUGAUGCCCUUGCUUCGGCGCCUGUGGGUGCGGAUAAUGCUGAUGAGGAAGGAGAGGGUGGAAAGGAAGAAAAGGGUAUCGCGGGUGAAAAUGCAAAGGUGUAUUGGCAGUUUGUGCAGAGCAUGUUGACGAAUAGCUCGAGUCAGAUGGGAGCCCCGCAGAUUGCUAUGAUGUUGAAUAUGUUGAUUGCAGAGGGAUUUCCAUACAGUAACGAGGAGUUGUUAGAGUGGUUGGGUGGAAAGGUAGAAGAGGGCGUUUUGGAAUGUGUCGGGGGCCGAUAUCGUUUGAAGAAGUAG